AUGGAUGUCGCCUACAUCGUCGGGCGCAACGGGAUCCUCACAUGGAGAAACAGCACGCUGCAGCUCAGCCUCUCCAAGGUGGAGAAGGCGGCGUCAGGCGCGGUUGCGUGCCAACUAAUGGACGCGGCGCAUCCCGGUGUCGUGCCGAUGCACAAGGUUAAUUUCGGCGCCAAGAUGGAAACAUGA
This is a messenger RNA of Miscanthus lutarioriparius, 186 nucleotides long. The record is from the annotation of a GenBank genome assembly. Lineage: Eukaryota; Viridiplantae; Streptophyta; Magnoliopsida; Poales; Poaceae.